UAAUUAUUAAUCGUAUUACCUAUAUUCAUCGUGUAAGAUCAUAUUUUUCUUAUACAUUAGGUUGUUGAGUUUUUUGGUUGCAAGCUUUCUUUGGUUUCACACCAUAUUAUUUUUCAUAUCACUUCGCCAUUGUCAUUAUAUAAAGACAUAAAGAUUAUUGGUGUUCAUAUACAACUAUAUUCUUGGACAAGUUCUGAUUUCUUCUUCUGCUUCUAGGGUUUCUCUUUGUUGGGCUUGAUUUUCUACGGCAAUCUUAUCUGCUUCCAAGCUUUGAUCACUGCAACGAAUUUUCCGUGCCGAAGCUUGCUCUGUUUGGAAGCUCCGAAUUUCUCUGUUUAUCUGCAGAGCUCUGUUUUUGACUGAACUUUGAUCAAGGAUGGCCAUAAAGGCAAUUGAAUUGUUGAAAGGAGGUGAAAACCAUGAAGAGAUAAUGGAGGUUCUUGCAGCAGUGGCUGCAGAUUUGGGAGAUGUAAUAGAUGAUCUGAACUCUUUGCUGGUAAAACCUCUAAAAGGAGCAAUGACCAAUGAGGUUUUUGAGGUAAAUUGGCCAACCAAAAGUGAUGGUCAUCAGAGAAAGGUUCUGGUUCGAUUAUAUGGUGAAGGUAUUGAGGUUUUCUUCAACAGGGUUGAUGAAAUCCAAACCUUCGAAUCCAUGUCAAAGCAUGGACAGGGUCCACGCCUUCUUGGACGGUUCACCACUGGCAGAGUUGAAGAGUUCAUUCAUGCCAAAACACUCUCAGCUGCGGACCUCCGUGACCCUCAAAUAUCUGCUUUGGUAGCAUCUAAGAUGAGAGAGUUUCACAAUCUUCACAUGCCUGGUACAAAGAAAGCACAGCUUUGGCAGCGAUUGAGGAAAUGGCAUAGUCAUGCCAAAAGUUUGUGCUCUCCAAAAGAUAUUAAGAAUUUUGGCCUGGAACAUCUAGAUACUGAAAUAAAUAUGCUUGUGGAGUUGCUAUCACAAGGAUAUCAAGAGAUUGGUUUUUGUCACAAUGAUCUUCAAUAUGGUAACAUAAUGAUGGAUGAAGAUACAAGGGCAAUCACUUUAAUUGACUACGAAUAUGCCAGUUACAACCCUGUUGCAUACGAUCUAGCAAAUCAUUUCUGUGAAAUGGUGGCAAACUAUCACAAUGACCAACCUCAUGUUCUUGACUACACUAAAUAUCCCGGUCUUGAAGAGCGUCAAAGGUUUGUUUAUAAUUAUUUGAGUUCUGAAGGUAAGGAACCAAGCAGCAGUGAAGUGGAACAGCUACUUAAUCUUGCAGAAAAAUACACUCUUGCCAACCAUCUAUUUUGGGGCUUAUGGGGACUUAUUUCGAGUUAUGUCAACACAAUUGACUUUGACUACAAGGAGUAUGCAAGGCAGAGGUUUCAGCAGUACUGGUUGAAGAAGGCUACUUUAUUGGACUCUCCAAGCGUCAUUUCGGAACAUGGAAUGGUCAAAGGUUCACACCAUUGACAUGAUUGCUUCUUUUGUACUUAGUGUAGUUCUCCUUGGUAUGUAUGGAUUAAUAAUGUAGAUAGGAAUGCAGUGAUGCAUAAAAUCUGUAAAUAAAUAAUAAGUAUAAUGUGUGAUGGGUUUUUCCUAUAUUAAAACAGUUGUUAUAAUCCCUCCGUUUGGAAUAGGUUCAGGAAUGAAAGGAAAAUGUCUAGUUGUGUUGUCA
Molecule: messenger RNA, 1661 nt
Organism: Vigna angularis (adzuki bean)
Lineage: Eukaryota; Viridiplantae; Streptophyta; Magnoliopsida; Fabales; Fabaceae
Product: probable choline kinase 3
Exons: 10
Coding region: 377-1456 (359 amino acids)
Biological process (GO): phosphatidylethanolamine biosynthetic process; phosphatidylcholine biosynthetic process
Cellular component (GO): cytoplasm
Molecular function (GO): choline kinase activity; ethanolamine kinase activity
Source: RefSeq, a predicted model, not a curated record